This is a messenger RNA of Diceros bicornis minor, 1431 nucleotides long. RefSeq names its product DNA damage inducible 1 homolog 2 (gene DDI2). The transcript has 9 exons. Gene Ontology annotation, biological process: proteolysis. Gene Ontology annotation, molecular function: aspartic-type endopeptidase activity; protein binding. The record is from RefSeq and is a predicted model, not a curated record. NCBI's taxonomy places the organism in Eukaryota, Metazoa, Chordata, Mammalia, Perissodactyla, Rhinocerotidae. Bases 186 to 1385 code for a protein of 399 amino acids.
GCGGCGGCCGUGCUCGCUAGUGAGGGCGGGAGGGAGUGAGUCACUGAGCGUGUGUGAGGGAAGGAAGGAGCGAGCAGGCGAGCGAGCAGCCCGCGCCGUCUGCCCGCAGCACCAGCCAGGCCCCGCUGCCGCCCCGCCGCCCUGCGCCGAGGCCGGGCCGAGCCGAGCUGGGUCGCGCCCGGGCCAUGCUGCUCACCGUGUACUGUGUGCGGAAGGACCUCUCCGAGGUGACCUUUUCGCUCCAGGUCGACGCCGACUUCGAGCUGCACAACUUCCGCGCGCUGUGCGAGCUCGAGUCUGGCAUCCCCGCAGCCGAGAGCCAGAUUGUCUAUGCUGAAAGACCUCUCACAGACAACCACAGAUCAUUGGCUUCUUACGGCUUGAAAGAUGGGGAUGUUGUGAUUUUACGGCAGAAGGAGAAUGCAGACCCUCGACCUCCAGUGCAGUUCCCAAACUUACCCCGAAUAGACUUCCGUAGCAUAGCUGUGCCUGGCACAUCCAGCUCCCGGCAGCGCCAGCCACCAGGAGCACAGCAGUCCCGCUCAUCUCCUGGAGAAAUAGCUUCAUCUCCUCAAGGCCUGGACAAUCCAGCCUUGCUCCGAGACAUGUUGCUGGCCAACCCCCACGAGCUGUCCUUGCUGAAGGAGCGCAAUCCACCCCUGGCAGAUGCUCUGCUCAGUGGAGAUCUUGAGAAAUUUUCUAGGGUCCUGGUGGAGCAGCAGCAGGACCGAGCACGGAGAGAGCAAGAAAGGAUUCGUCUCUUUUCUGCUGAUCCUUUUGAUCUUGAAGCUCAAGCAAAGAUAGAAGAAGAUAUAAGGCAACAGAACAUUGAGGAAAACAUGACAAUAGCUAUGGAAGAGGCUCCGGAAAGUUUUGGCCAAGUAGUAAUGCUUUAUAUUAACUGCAAAGUGAAUGGACAUCCUGUGAAAGCCUUUGUUGACUCAGGUGCCCAGAUGACUAUUAUGAGCCAAGCUUGUGCAGAAAGGUGCAAUAUAAUGAGGCUGGUGGACCGUCGGUGGGCAGGGAUCGCCAAAGGAGUGGGCACCCAGAAGAUUAUUGGAAGGGUACAUCUAGCUCAGGUUCAAAUUGAAGGAGAUUUCCUGGCGUGUUCCUUCUCUAUACUUGAGGAGCAGCCCAUGGACAUGCUUCUGGGACUGGACAUGCUGAAACGGCAUCAGUGUUCCAUUGACCUCAAGAAAAAUGUGCUUGUGAUUGGCACCACGGGCUCACAGACCACCUUCCUUCCUGAGGGAGAGUUACCAGAGUGUGCCCGGUUGGCAUAUGGUGCUGGGCGAGAGGACGUGCGGCCAGAGGAGUUUGCAGACCAAGAAUUAGCAGAGGCCCUUCAAAAAUCCGUAGAGGAUGCAGAGCGUCAGAAGCCAUGAUGCAUGUAGUGUGUGUGUACUGCAGCUGGAGUGGGCCCCAGACCAG